Hydractinia symbiolongicarpus is the source of this 1092-nucleotide messenger RNA. RefSeq lists its product as uncharacterized. The record is from RefSeq and is a predicted model, not a curated record. The coding region runs from base 1 to 1092 and encodes 363 amino acids. Gene Ontology annotation, biological process: DNA repair; telomere maintenance. Lineage: Eukaryota; Metazoa; Cnidaria; Hydrozoa; Anthoathecata; Hydractiniidae. Gene Ontology annotation, molecular function: DNA helicase activity. The transcript has 2 exons.
AUGAUAAAUUUUUACACGAAUGUAAAUAAUCUUGAUUCCUUUGCUAAACAAGAAAAUGACGAUGUUUUUGAUGAAAUGAGUAAUAUAAAUUACCAUAGCAAUGACAAUGUUCCAAACGAAAACGAAAACGUGCCAGUUAUUGGAAACACUUUUUCAUCGGUUAUUGAUCCUGAAAUUUCCGAUGAUGAACUCCAUGAAAAAAUCCGAACAUUAAACAAAACUCAAAGGCAAGUUUUUGAAGUUGUAAAUGAUUGGGUUAGAACUUACACAAAAAGCUUGGCAUGUAACGCAGACCAUAAAAUUGAGCCAAUUCACACAGGAAGUGCAGGUUGUGGAAAGUCACAUUGGAUAAAAACAAAUUCUGACAUGCUAAAUAAAGCACUUUUUUAUCGUGCAGGGGACUUAGAAAAAGAUAAAACUCCUAUUUUGGCGCACACUGGUGUUGCUGCUAUUAAUGUAGAGGGAAAUAAAAUAAAUUCAGCCUUAGGUAUACCAGUUGAUAGACGUUUUACUAAAAACAUUUCUAAAGCUAAGCAUUAUUGUAAUAAACGAAAUCUCAAUGGUUUCAAACAAGCUGGUGUUGCUAUUCAGCAACGGCUAACUGAUAUAUUUGGAUGCUCAGAUGACUUUCCAUUUGCAGGAAUAUCUGUUAUAGCAUGUGGGGAUUUCUACCAACUCCCACCAAUUCACGCAAGACCAAUUUAUGCAGACUAUAAAGAUGUACUGUUAAAUGUUUCGCAUUGCUGGAAAUAUUUUAAGAUUGCUAAACUAACAGAAGUUAUGAGGCAGCGUGGUGAUCAAUGUUUAAUUAAAUUAUUAAACAAUAUAACAGUAGGGAAAUUAGAAACGCGACACGAAGAUUUACUGAAACCUAAAUUUAUUUUGCAAAAUGACCCGAACUACCCCAAAGAUGCGAUUCAUAUCUUUGCUGAAAACCAACGUGCCUCCGUACACAACAAAGAUAUCCUAAACAGUAUAGCAUUGGAUGAAAUAAAUAUCGAGGCCAUUGACAAAAUUCCAGAAAAUAUUCCUGUGUCAAUGGUUCAAAAAGUCUAUAGCUGCAGUCAAAUGGAGACAGGUGGACUAGCUUAA